This is a messenger RNA of Caenorhabditis auriculariae, 1743 nucleotides long. Lineage: Eukaryota; Metazoa; Nematoda; Chromadorea; Rhabditida; Rhabditidae. The record is from the annotation of a GenBank genome assembly.
AUGCGGUUCACAGCUCGGGAUGUGACGCAGAGGCUUUUCCUCCAUCGUGGCCGUAACGUUGAAGCGAAUCAGGUACCGCUUUUGUUUCAGAAGUACAAGAAAAAAGAUGAGCAGUUUCGCUGGAAAAUUGAAAAAAAAAAACUCAAAACAGAGUAGGCUAAAAAAUGUUAACAUAAGUUCGACGAUAGUGCCCAGAAGGAAACACCCAGCCGUUAGAAAUAUAUCUAACUCAUUACAUUUCAAUUUUUUUAUUUAGUCGUUAUCACAUGAAGAAAAAAAUUUACCCCAUUUGCGAAAAAUUUUCGAGUGCAUUCUGUUUCUUAACUGAUAACUGGUUUUCAAAGCUUUAAAUAACUCAAAAAUAUGGUUUCUUUAUCAACGAUUUUCACCUUGUUCAAAUUUUUUUCAGAUAUUUUUAGAAGACGCAACUGGAGCGAGGAGCGCAGUUCAAAAGGGAGCGUAUGAUUCAACGGUUCGUCUUAACUUUUAAAGCGGGAAAUUCAGAAAAAUUAAAAAAAUAUGGAUAACCCGAAAAUUUAUUUCACUUUGCCAAAAAAACAUAUACAAGAUUUUUGAUAUUUUCAGAACGAAAUACAAGCUUUCAUCCCGCUUAUGAACCUCACAAAAAACAGCUCCUACGACCUGAGCAUGAACUUCGUCGGGACAAUAGGCCUCAGUGGGGGUCCUAGGCAGCUCCAAUAUACUACGCCGCAAAAUGAAACAAGGUGAUCAUACUUUUUCAGAGAGGAAAUACCUUUUUUCAUUUCCAGAACCUCAAUCACAUUCUGCUCGGAAAAAGGGGCAACCAAUGGAUUACGGAGCUUGAUUCCAUGCUUAGAUGGAGCAGACUAUCCAGCUGAGUUCAACAUCUUGAUUCAGUACAAUCAGCCUUUCACAGCUUUUUCCAAUUUUCGAAGGACUUACCAACAGUUUGUGGAAUAUUUUAUUUCUACAGACAAGUUGAAGUUCAGAACUUCUAACUUGAAUUCUUCACUUUCGAGCAGUUAUUUCAACUCGACUUUCGCCUUGAAUCCUGCCGAUAUUGCCUUUGCUCUCGUUGAGCUCAAGCCCCAAACAACUGUCGUCAAUGGCAAUAUAACUGUAUGUUUCCAAAGACUUGAGAAAAAAGUUUGCCAAAAAAUCGUCUUUUUAUUAAAAGCAAAUGAUCGACGUACGGAAUGAAUUUCGCAGUAUCUGAAGUGUUUUUUUUUGAUUUUUAGUGGGCUUUUGGACUACAAUACUUAUUCUCGUCAUAGAUUUGGAAUUCUACUUAUUUUCGAAAAUCCCUUGAAAUUUUAGCGACUUGACUAAAACUUUUUUUUUAUUUUUCGUCAUAGCUUUGUUAAUCUUUGGACGUAUCAAGUCAAGCGUAUUCAAUUUGCUUUUUUUAGGGGUUUGCUACUUUUGAAAAGCAAGGAAAAUUUAAAGUUUUUGCUAAGUAGUAAAGCUCAGCUAUUAUAUUGAAACAUCUUCAUUUCAUCCAAAAUGUUUCAGAUCAGCCUCUACUAUCGUCAAAAAAUCCUACAAAGCAUUUCAAUCGACAGAGUUUUGCAGUUCAUGAACGAUAAAAGCUUCAACAUUGGAAAACUAGGUAUAAAAAGAGCGGAAACUUCGCAAUUUAAGGAAUUUAUAGAUGUUUUAUCUCUACCGGAGUUGGACACAGCCCAAGUCCCAGGCGUCUCUUUUCUGAAUGAAGAUUCCGUCCGGCAAGAAAACAUCGACCUGGGAGUCACCAGUCCCUAG